AUUCAGUCGAUCUCAAUCGGACACGAGUAUUUGUGGUAAGCAAAAAUGGCCGGAUUACUUGGCGGAGCGACGAAACAGGCCCUUUUACGGGCGCCUUCCACGGUCAAAAUAUCGCAGGCAAAUCUAUCAACAGUGAGAAAUCUUUCAAAAGGAAAGAAAAUAGCUCUUGGUGCCCUUGGUGUGGCAACUGCUGGAGGUGUCGGUGUGGUGGUUUCCCUGAACCAGGCAGUGCAUGCCCGUGACCUGAUGCUUCAUCCUCCCAGCUUCCCAUGGUCACAUAAUGGAUGGUUCAGCGCUUUAGAUCAUGGAUCUAUUCGUCGUGGUUUCCAAGUUUAUAAACAAGUGUGUGCCGCGUGUCACAGCAUGGACUACCUAUGCUACAGGAAUCUGGUCGGAGUGAGCCACUCUGAGGAUGAGGCCAAGGCUGAAGCUGAGGAGGUCUUGGUAAUGGACGGCCCUAAUGAGGAAGGGCACAUGUUUGAGCGUCCUGGCAAACUUUCGGACAAGUUCCCCAAGCCAUACGCCAAUGAUGAGGCGGCCCGCAGUGCCAACAAUGGAGCGUUGCCACCAGAUCUAAGCUACAUCGCCCUGGCAAGGCAUGGUGGAGAGGACUACAUCUUCUCUUUACUGACCGGGUAUUGUGAUCCACCAGAGGGUGUAAAGAUGGCCGAAGAACAGCACUAUAAUCCAUAUUUCCCUGGUGGAGCUAUUGGUAUGGCCCAGGCGCUCUACAAUGAGAUCAUUGAAUAUGAUGAUGGUACCCCUGCUACACAGAGUCAACUGGCUAAGGAUGUAACCGUCUUUCUCAAAUGGGCUGGUGAACCUGAACAUGAUGAAAGAAAAAAGUUGGGACUGAAAUGUCUGAUGUUCUUCCCCAUUCUAUGCGCCUUGACCUACUACAUGAAGCGCCACAAGUGGUCAACUCUCAAAACAAGGAAGCUCGCUUACCGGCCGCGAUAACUUGAAUAACAUGAUAGGAAAUUAUAGGACAAUUUGCCUGCAGAGUGGACUUCUGUGACCUGAACUUCUCUGGAGUGGACAGUUAACACCUCAUCCAGAAUAGCAAUUAAGUUAUUAUCCCUCAGACCAGCAGUGUAUUAGUUGCAGCAUUCAUCUUCCUAUAACUGCAGAUAUGCUUCAAGUACUACUGUCCGCCUUCAGUUGAUUUCAGUGCACCAGUUGUAUGAUGCCUCUAAUAUACUGCUGCGGAGAAUAGGGUGAAUUUUCGAUACAAUGGUUAAGGAAGACACUGUUCAAUGCUUCAUGGAAAUGUGUGGUCUUUUCAUGGUCAUCUUGAGUUCCUUAAACACUUUUUAUAUGGGAUUGAUUCCCAGGCAGCCUUGAAAACUGGAAAAAUAUUGGACACAUGAACUUGUUGUGAAUUAUCGAUACUGGUCUGUCUGCACAAUAACAUUAUGAGUGUUUUAUUAUCAAUUGAUCCAUUUGAGUUAGGGCACAUAUUGCACUGCAUUACCUCAUGGUUAGGUUAUAUAAUGUUUAGGUCUGGAUAACUAGUUUUUUGAUUAUGGCAGUUGUUUCACAUCAGAUAACCUGUUCUGGUCAACUGGAGUCCAAUUACCAACAAAUGUGCCAAGUCCUGAUGUGACCAUCAGUUGUGACUGAUUCAAAUUAGUUACCAGUUCUGGGCCACAAUAGAUUGGGCUGGAUUUUUUGAGGAUUAUUAAAAGAGUCAAUAGCUCUCUUUCAGUUACUUUUGCCCCUCAACUUCACCAGUCAUAAUGAUUCCGGCGAUUUUGUAGUUGCCUGUUGCCGGUAUACUAAUUUGAAUCGUCACUGUAAAGACUUGUGUUGUGACUUGGACUUCGUUGAUAAAAAUAUCUUUUUAUAAUGUUAUAGCAUUUGUGCACACUGAUACUACGGACCUGUAUAUACACAGGGUUGGCAACAUGGCUCCCAGCUAUUGUUUCCAGUGUCCAACGACAAUUAUUGUGGAUUUGUAGCAGAUUUUGAGGAAAUGUCCCAAACGAGAAAUCUUGCUCAGGUCUCGUGGUCAAACUAGUGAGCUAAUAGGAAGCCUAAUGACGCUGAUUGUGACAUCAUCACCUCGAGUCGCUGAUCCUGUGUAUAUGGGUCCUUGCUAUUACUGUAUAGUUGCAAUGGUGUACCUCGUAUUCACUAACUUUGUUUCAUAAAUAUUUAGAAACGGUCCCUUGUUGGUUUCAGUCAGAUACCCUUUGCUCACCCUGUAAAGGCCUCAGGUUGCGGCCAGACGCUCGUACAUGAGAAAUAAAGAUUGUGCACAGCCAUAGUGGCACAAUUGUGAACUAAGUCAUGGCCAUCAAGAAAUCGGCUCUCUUGACCAUAAUUUGUGUGUUAGAUUCGUAGUGCUGAGUCACUCAAUGUACAGUUAAAUAUCAAUAAAAUUCUUUUGGAUUGUAA
Lineus longissimus is the source of this 2400-nucleotide messenger RNA. Its product is annotated as cytochrome c1, heme protein, mitochondrial-like. Bases 46 to 960 code for a protein of 304 amino acids. Gene Ontology annotation, biological process: mitochondrial electron transport, ubiquinol to cytochrome c. The transcript is spliced from 8 exons. Gene Ontology annotation, molecular function: electron transfer activity; heme binding. Lineage: Eukaryota; Metazoa; Nemertea; Pilidiophora; Heteronemertea; Lineidae. The record is from RefSeq and is a predicted model, not a curated record.